This is a messenger RNA of Oncorhynchus mykiss (rainbow trout), 1478 nucleotides long. RefSeq names its product oligodendrocyte transcription factor 3-like. Gene Ontology annotation, cellular component: nucleus. The record is from RefSeq and is a predicted model, not a curated record. Gene Ontology annotation, molecular function: protein dimerization activity; DNA-binding transcription factor activity, RNA polymerase II-specific; E-box binding. Lineage: Eukaryota; Metazoa; Chordata; Actinopteri; Salmoniformes; Salmonidae. Gene Ontology annotation, biological process: positive regulation of transcription by RNA polymerase II; sensory organ development; axon development.
GAGAACCAGACACAGCCUGCGCCUGCUGUAUCUAGCUAUCUACUGAACUCUGACAGAAGUGACAGUGAGAGAGCAUCGGCCCUCAGGGAACUGUGAGCUUUCCUACUCAGACAACAGAGAGUGAAGAAAGAUCCAGCUUUUUGUUUUUUGUUUUCAAGAACUUUUCACAAACAUAUUUGGCUCUAACCUCAGUUGCUUUGUGGUUUUAGUUGUUUUUUCCCACUUUCGUGUUUUACAUUUAUUUUCUAAACAUCAUUUGUUGAGAUGGACUCUGACGCUGGCUCCAACUCCAGCCGCUCCUCAUCUCCAGAUCUGGUGGUGGAUGACUCCAUGGGCAGCUUCUUCUCCAACAAGAUGUUCCAAGCCUACUGCCGGGAGGAGGGGGCAGCCAGGGCCGCUGGGCAGGGCAGGACUGACCGCUGUGCUGUGGGAGGCAAGAGCAAGACCCUCAAAGAGGGUGACGUGCAGGACCUGAGGCUGAAGGUGAACGGCAGGGAGAGGAAGAGGAUGCACGACCUGAACCAGGCCAUGGACGGCCUGAGGGAGGUCAUGCCCUAUGCUCAGGGGCCCUCCGUCCGCAAGCUCUCCAAGAUCUCCACCCUGAUGUUGGCCCGUAACUACAUCCUCAUGCUGUCCAGCUCCCUGGAGGAGAUGAAGAAGCUGGUGGGGGACGUGUAUGGAGGUGGUGGUUCCCAGAGUCGCACUAGCCACCGCCGGAUCAACCCUCCGGCCCCCACAGCUCACCUCCCCCUACACCCCCUGGCCCAGUCCCUGCACUCCCUGGUGGGUAGCACGGCCUCGGCUCUCCACCACCCUUCGCCUCUCCCGGCUCCAGCCCCACACUCACCACCCUCUGCAAGCUACCUGGGCUUCCACCAUGCACCCGUACAGAGCCUGCUGAAAGACCCUCUCCACCUAGCCAGCUCCUACAGGCACUUUCCUGGUAUGCCCUGUCCCUGCUCGCUCUGCCAGCCUCUACCAACCACCGCAUCCACCCUGCAUAGUUUUUCCAUGGGCAAGUGAGCAGGUGACACCCAGGACUGAGCUCUGUAGUUGAGGCCCAGUGCCCACCCCAGGACUAAGUAGUGGACUGAGGACUGAGAUAAAUUGUUGGUUGAACUGUAAAAAACAUUGGUAGCCCCCAGGACCUGUACAUAUUUUGUAUAUAUCUUCUAUUGAGUAUUCCGCUGCUAUUUUUCUAAAUGACAUUCCUUGAUUAUAUUGAAAACAUUUAAAUGCACACACAGAAACACUUAGAUAAUUUAAGUCAGAUAAUUUGGUUAUGCUUUGUAUUUCAUACUAUUGUUCUUGAAGCUCUUUUUUGAAUGUAACAGCUAUAAUAUCUGCUAUUGCUAUUCAAUAUCGGAAAUUCAGUGUUACUGAAACAAAUGACAAAGAUGGAAAGUGCUGUGUCCUUCUGCAGGUGUCUUAUUUUCCUAAAUUAAACCUUUUAAAAAAUACAUGUUCUGCUGUUUUGC